Molecule: messenger RNA, 2413 nt
Organism: Drosophila arizonae
Lineage: Eukaryota; Metazoa; Arthropoda; Insecta; Diptera; Drosophilidae
Cellular component (GO): cytoplasm
Molecular function (GO): kinase activity; hydrolase activity, acting on glycosyl bonds; pseudouridylate synthase activity
Source: RefSeq, a predicted model, not a curated record
UACCAGUUUUAAGUGUUGUACAGUGCAUAAGCAGCGAAUGCCCGCCAGUUAGAUCCACUUGUUGUGAUAACCACAUGUAAUUCAUAUUGGCGCUAACUAUAUUUACUGCUUGUCAAGAGCAGCAUGAUUGCAAAGUCAGCAUAAUUAAAAUAAUAAUUCGUCAUAAAGAUUAGUUUAUCGCUAUCAAUGCGUCGAUGUUCCUCCCGCGUAUUUCGUGCGCUCACCCGCACCUUUUCCACCAAACAACAAAUUGUUGUGCAUCCAGACGUGCGGCAUGCCUUGGCCCAAAAGCAGCCUGUCGUGGCGUUGGAGUCGACAAUUAUAACGCAUGGCAUGCCAAUGCCCGAGAAUGUGGAAACGGCCCUACUUGUGGAACAGGAUGUACGUAAGAAUGGCGCUGUCCCGGCUACCAUUGGCAUCAUUGAUGGGUGCAUAACGGUGGGAUUAACACAGGAGGAACUUAUGGAGCUGGCGCGUAAGCCUCGUGAGCAAGUUAUCAAAUGCUCACGCCGUGAUCUGCCCUACGUAGUGAAAAUGGGUCAGAGUGGUGGCACCACUGUGGCGGCCACCAUGAUUGUAGCUCAUCGUGUUGGCAUUCCCAUCUUUGCCACUGGCGGCAUUGGUGGAGUGCAUCGUGAAGGUCAUAUCACGUUGGACGUGUCCGCGGAUCUUGUCGAGCUGGGACGUACGCCGGUGGCUGUGAUUUGCAGCGGCGUCAAGUCCAUAUUGGAUAUACCGCGUACGCUCGAGUAUUUGGAGACUCAGGGCGUCUGUGUGGCCACCUAUGCAAGUGAGGGUGGCGUCUUUCCUGAUUUCUACACGCGCGACAGUGGGUGCAAGGUUCCCUAUAAUCUACCCACCGCGGAGCAUGCUGCUCAACUGCUACGUGCCUGGCAACAGCUCAAUCUGCAGUCCGGCGUACUCAUAGGAGUGCCCAUUCCAGCGGAGCAUGCUGCCGAUAAGUCGGCUAUAGAUGCGGCUAUCAAGCAAGCCAAUGCCGAAGCGUUAGCUCAAGGCAUUACAGGAAAGGAUGUAACACCUUUUUUGCUGGCACACAUCGCCCGGUUGACCAAAGGACGCAGCCUGCAGGCGAACAUAGCGCUGAUACGGAACAAUGCAUCGGUAGCCGCACAAAUCGCCUGCAAGCUAGCGAAAGAACAAAGUUCCACUUCAAGCCGAAAGAGUUCCAUGAAGAAGCCUUUGGUGGUGGGCGCUUCCAUACUCGAUUUAUCCUUCAAGAUUACUGAGAAGCGAAACUUGCAUUUGGAUGGCGCCACGUACGCAGGAGUAGCCAAGCAGGCAGCUGGCGGCGUUGGCCGCAACAUAGCCGAGGGCAUUUACAAGCUGUAUGGUGAUGUUAAUCUCAUCUCGGCUGUCGGCAGGGAUCAGUUGGGACAAAUACUGCGCCAGCUGAUGCCGCAGACCCUGCAAAAUGGCCUCAUUGUGGAUGAGAGCCACGCCACAUCCCUCUGCUCGGUGGUGUUUGAUCAGUCAGGCGAUUGCAAACUCAUCCUGGGUGAUAUGGAGGUGCACAACAGCAUCACGCCGCAGUUGUUGAAGGAGCGAUCUAAUCUCUUUCGAGAUGCGCCCCUCAUUGUAAUGGAUAGCAACAUUUCAGAGCAGGCGAUGACCUGCACGUUGGAGCUAGCGGAGCGCUACCAAGUGCCCGUUUUCUUCGAGCCCACUGACAUGUUUAUAGCCGGCAAGCCAUUCAAGCUACGUUCAGAGCUCACGCGGCACAUUCGAUUGACCAAGCCCAAUAUGCACGAGCUCAAGACCAUUGUGGAGACCAUCACGGGGCAGUCUGUCAACUGGGAGCCGAAUACGAAAGUGGAACGCUCAGAGCUUUUGGCGCAGGCCAAGCAGCUACUCCACCAAAUCGAGUCCCACUUCAACUGCAUCAUUGCCACUCUGGGGGCGCACGGUGUGCUGCUCAGCAUUCGUUCCGAUGCCGCCCAUGAUACGAGCAAGCUACUCUCACUCUCGCCCAGCUGUGAGCACAUCACGCACUUCUAUGCGGCACCAAAGCUGAGCAACAUAGUCAAUGUCUCCGGCGCCGGCGAUAGUUUUUGUGCAGGCUUUAUCACAGCGCUGCUUAGGUCGCACAGCCUGGACGAGUGCGUCGCAGCGGGAUUUGUGUCUGCCGAGCGAGCUUUGCUCUCGGAGUCGGCGGUUCCGUCCACGUAUUUCCAAAACGAACUGGCAUUCGAGAGCAGCCUUCGAGACGCUUUGCAAACGCUGCAACGGCACAUCCUCUAAACUAGACUGACAGGCGGAACGCGAAGAGUUGAACUCGGGGUUCUAACUUUAUUGUUUAAAUACAUGUAUAAGAUUAUAUCGAUGCUCCAUGGCAAAGUGCGUCAAUGGGCCCAUCUGCAAGAAUGGCAAUAAAUGUGAUUAAUGUUGACCUGAA